Molecule: messenger RNA, 3954 nt
Organism: Prunus armeniaca (apricot)
Lineage: Eukaryota; Viridiplantae; Streptophyta; Magnoliopsida; Rosales; Rosaceae
Source: the annotation of a GenBank genome assembly
AUGGCAGCAGCUUUGAUCGGAGAGGCUCUCAUCUCUGCUUCUAUCGAGGUGUUGUGUGACAGAAUUGCUUCAGCUGAGUUCAUCGACUUAUUUCGGCAGAAGAAACUCGACGAACCACUCCUCAUGAACUUGAAGACGACACUGUUGACUUUGUUCGUGGUGCUCAAUGAUGCAGAGGAGAAGCAAAUUGUGAACCCUGCUGUGAGAGAGUGGCUUAACGAGCUCAAGCAUGCUGUCUUUGAUGCAGAGGACUUGCUGGAUGAGAUCGACACUGAAGCUUUGCGAUGCAAACUGGAAGGUGAGGAUCAAACCCACAAAUUAACCAAUAAGGUGUGGAACUUACUCCCUUCUUCUCGUAAUCAUUUUUAUCAAGGCAUGAAUGUUAAGAUACAAGAGUUGUUGCAAAUAUUAGAAAACUUUGUACAACAGAAAAUUGCUCUUGGUCUGGGAGAAGUUGCUAGGAGGAAGGUUUCACAUAGAACUCCAACAACUUCCUUGGUUCAUGAACCUUGUGUAUAUGGUAGAGAUGAAGUCCAAGAAAAUUUAUCAAAAGUGUUGCUAUCUGAUGAUGCAAGCAAGGAUGAUGUGUCUGUCCUCACCAUUGUUGGAAUGGGUGGGGUUGGCAAGACAACCCUUGCUCGAAUGCUUUACAACAACAAUAAGGUGAAAGGGCAUUUUACACUUCAAGCUUGGGCUUGUGUUUCAGAAGACUAUAAUGCUGUUAGAAUAACUAAAACUAUUCUUGAGUCAGUCACUUCAAAGCCUUGUAACAUGACAGAUCUGAAUUUGCUUCAAGUUGAAUUAAGAGAACAGUUGAGGGGAAAGAAAUUUUUAUUUGUGUUGGAUGAUCUGUGGAAUGAAAAUUAUGGUGAUUGGGAGCGCCUCCAAACUCCUUUUAAUUCAGGGGCAAGGGGAAGCAAAGUCAUUGUAACAACACGGAACAAAAAUGUGGCAUCUUUAAUGAAAAAUGUUCCCAUUCAAUUCUUGGAACCAUUGUCACAUCAAGACUGCUGGUUGUUACUUGCUAAACAUGCUUUUGGAAAUGAAAACUAUAGUGCAAAUUCAAACUUGGAAGGCAUUGGCAAGCAAAUUGCACUCAAGUGCAAAGGGUUGCCCUUAGCUGCACAAACACUCGGGGGUUUGUUACGUUGCAAUAUAGAUUCUGAGGAGUGGAAUAGAAUACUAAAUAGUAAUAUUUGGUACCUACCCUAUGGUACAACUGACAUUCUUCCGGCUCUAUGGUUGAGUUAUCAUUAUCUCCCCGCUCAAUUAAAACGAUGCUUUGUUUAUUGUUCAGUUUUUCCAAAGGAUUAUGAGUUUGAAAAGGAAGAUGUAGUUCAAUUAUGGAUGGCAGAAGGCUUAGUUACUCAAGUUGAUAAUGGGAAGAUUAUGGAAUCAGUGGCUAGAAAAUACUUUGAUGAGCUAUUAUCUCGGUCACUGUUUCAAAAGUCAAGAGAAUUCAGUUUCACAAUGCAUGACCUCAUUCAUGACUUGGCUAUGUUCAUCUCUAAGGGGUUUUGCCUUAGGCUGGAAGGGAUGGAAUCACGUGAAGUUAAACGAGCUCGUCAUUUGUCAUAUGCUAGGGGAGAAUUUGAUGUUGCUUCAAAAUUUGAGCCAUUAUAUGGGGCUAAGUGUUUGAGGACCUUCCUACCUACCUCUUUAAAACAAAAUAGAUAUUAUGAAGAAUUUUAUGUAAGUAAAAAGGUUCUACAACAUUUGUUGCCAUCACUAAGAUGUUUACGGGUGCUAUCAUUGUCACGUUAUCAAAAUGUCAUUGAGUUACCUGAUUCUAUUGGAAACCUCAUUCACUUGCGCUACUUGGAUCUUUCCCAUACCGCAAUUGAAAGGUUACCUGGGGUACUUUGCAAUCUCCACAACUUGCAGACGUUACUAUUGUCAAAUUGUUCCUCUCUCCUUGAAUUGCCUGCAGACAUCAGAAAAUUGAUUAAUUUACAAAAAUUAACGUUGGCAAGUUGUAGCUCUCUUACUAAAUUGCCUGCAGGAAUGGGGGAGUUGAUUAAUUUGCAUCAUCUUGAUGUCAGUGGAACUAAAAUUGAAGAGAUGCCGGUGCAAAUGGGAAGGCUGAAAAGUUUGAGACAAUUGACUACUUUUGUUGUGGGCAGAUCUGCCGGGUCAAGCAUAGGAGAAUUGAGGGAGUUCCCGCAGCUUCAAGGAAAACUUGCAAUUUUGAAGCUACAAAAUGUAGCUGAUGCUAGGGAUGCAUUGCAAGCCAAUUUGAAGGACAAAAAAGAUCUCAAGGAGUUAGAGUUGGCAUGGGGUGCAGAGGAUGCUGAUGAUUCCCAAAAGGAGAAAGAUGUACUUGACAAGCUCCACCCUUGCAUGAAUAUAGAGAUACUAACCAUCCGAUUCUACGGUGGAACCAACUUCCCGAAUUGGUUAGGAGACUCGUCCUUCUCUAAUUUACAAGUCAUGCAUCUGAGUGAUUGUAGUUAUUGUUGGUCACUGCCACCAGUUGGGCGGCUACCCUCUCUCAAAGAGCUCUGUAUAGAAAGAAUGAAGUCUGUUAAGAUGAUUGGCGUGGAAUUCUAUGGCAGAAAUGGAGCUUCUCUUAUUCAGCCAUUUCAAUCACUGGAGAAGCUAAAGUUUAUGGAGAUGGCAGAGUGGGAGGAAUGGGUACCAAGUGCAAGUGGAAGCGAAUAUGGUCCAGAUUUCCCUCGUCUCCAAGAGCUGAUUCUAGCCAACUGUCCGAAGCUGAGCAGAAGCUUGCCUUGUCAUCUGCCUUGCUUGAAGAAGCUUACGGUGUCUGGGUGUGAGGUUUUACAUGAUGAAGGGGCCAAUACUACAACAACCAGUAGUCUUAACUACAGUUCUCUUGAAGAGUUGGAAAUCGAAGGUGGAUGCCAAAAGGGUCUGUUAUCAUUACUCGUGGAAAUUGGAAAUUUCGUUGACACACAAUGCUUGCCCAAUCGCAAUUGUCUCCAACGUUUGAGUCUCCGGAAUUGUCCAACGCUGUCUUCGUUCCCUAAUGAUGGGUUACCCACUACAUUAACAACACUUUAUAUAAAGAACUGUAAGAGAUUAGAAUUCCUACCUGACGAGACGUUGGCCAAAUUGACAUCGCUCGAAUCUUUGUGGAUAGAGAAUAGCUGUGAUUCACUAAGGAACUUCCGGGUGAGCAUUUUUCCCAAAUUGAAGAAGCUUGACAUUAGGGGUAGUGAGAAUCUGGAAUCCCUUUCCUUCAUUGAAGAAGGAGUUAAUGAGAAUCUCAGUCAUCUCAGAGAAUUGUUUAUCGAUGAUUGUCCAAAUUUGAUGUGUUUUCAAUGUCAGGGAGGAUGGCCCACUCCCAACUUGAAUGAAUUUACAGUCGGCGACUGCAAGAAUUUAAAGUCAUUACCCGAAGGCAUUCACACCCUCACAGCCCUUCGACUGUUGCAGGUGGAUGAUCUUCCAAAUCUGGAGUCAUUUGCAGAAGGGGGUUUGCCUCCCAACAUCCGAAAUUUGUUAACUCGUAGUUGUGAGAGGCUAAGGGCUCCAGUGGUAAAGUACUGGGGAUUGGAAGGACUUAUCUCCCUUGAAUUUUUUGUAAUUGGUGGCAGUAUCUUGGAGACAUUGCUCAAGGAUCACCUGCUUCCUACCACUCUUCGCCAUCUAGUUAUUAGUGGGUGUGACAGUAUCCAAGUCCUGCCAGGAGAAGGAGAGGGACUUCAACACCUCACUUCUCUCCAAACGCUAGGAAUUGACGCGUGUGACAACCUCCAAUUCCUGCCAGGAGAGGGACUUCAACAUCUCACUUCUCUUCAAAAGCUACAUAUUUGGAACUGUCCGAGUCUCCAAUUCUUGCCAGAGGAGGGUUUGCCGCCAUCUCUUUCUUUUCUGCACAUCCUCAGAUGUUCUGCCCUGGAGAAAAGGUAUCAGAAUAAGACGGGAAAAGAUUGGGCCAAGAUAUCACACAUUCCUUGCAUCAAGAUAAAUGACCAAGUCAUCAUCAUAUGA